AGGGGAGAGGGAGAGGGGAGCGAGGGGCCGGCCAGGAGGAAAAGGCAGAUCCAAGCCUUGCGUCCCUGCUCGCUUUGUUUUCCCCAGCGGCUGGCUGCCCUGAGCCCAGGCGAGGACUGGCUCCGCUCUUGAUGCUGCCUCUCUUCUUCCUCCUCCUCCUGGCUUCAGGGCAUCCUCCUUAAAAGCCAGCAAGAGAGCCCAAAGAGCUGCCCGCCCAGCCCUCCAUGCCCUUGCGUUUCCUCAAGAGGAGAGGAGCCCUCCUUGCUGCUCUGACCAAGGCCAAGGAAGGAAGGAAGGAGGAAGCAGGAUGCUGCGCCAGCCGCCGCUUUGAAGGAUGGAGGGAGUCUUGUACAAGUGGACCAAUUAUAUCACAGGUUGGCAGCCUCGUUGGUUUGUUCUAGAUAAUGGGAUAUUGUCUUACUACGAUUCACAGGAUGAUGUUUGUAAAGGUAGCAAAGGAAGCAUAAAGAUGGCCGUGUGUGAAAUCAAAGUGCACCCAACAGAUAGCACAAGGAUGGAGUUAAUCAUCCCAGGAGAGCAGCACUUUUACAUGAAAGCUGUUAAUGCAGCUGAACGACAGAGGUGGCUAGUAGCGUUGGGGAGCUCAAAAGCCUGCUUGACAGACACCAAAACAAAAAAGGAAAAAGAAACAAACGAAACCAGUGAAUCUCUGAAAACCAAAAUGUCCGAACUUCGUCUCUACUGUGACCUUCUAAUGCAGCAGGUCCAUACAAUACAAGAAUAUGUUCACCACGAUAAGAAUAGUUCGUCACCUACUGUGGAGAAUAUGAAUGAAGCUUCUUCCUUGCUCAGUGCCACUUGUGACACAUUUAUCACGACACUUGAAGAAUGUGUGAAAAUAGCAAAUGCCAAGUUUAAGCCAGAGAUGUUUCAGCUGCCUCAUCCUGACCCCUUAGUUUCUCCUGUGUCACCUUCACCUGUACAGAUGAUGAAACGUUCUGUUAGCCACCCAGGUACUUGUUAUCCUGAAAGGAGUGGUCAUUUCACGAAAGAACCAAUUUCAUCUUCCCAUCGAUUGUCACAAAAAUGUAGAAGAGCCGUGUCUGAUGCAGGACCAUCUAUAGAUAUUCCCCUUGAAGAUACAGACAGACCAGCAUCCUGUUCCAGAGAUACUCUAAACGGAGACCUGGCACCUCCAGCAGUCCUUCCUGAAACCUCCUUACCAUUAUGCGAUUCUAAAAAAGAACCAGAGCUUGAAGAGACUCUUCCGCCUACUUUCUGAAGACACGAAGGGAACAACUUUCUCUAUGUACCGCUAUGCAAACACUGCUGGGAUUAUGUGGCUGUGGGGGAGUGGUUCUUGUGAGAAGGAUUUCUCUGCACUUUAUAGAGUCAUGUAAAAUGAAACAAAAAAAACCUUUGAAGUGUAUUUUAUCUUUAUAUAGUUUAUUCGCAAGAGUAUUUUCCUAAAACAAACAAAAAAAUCAGUUUGUGCGUUUUUACUAGAUAGGUAUGUACCUUUGUAAACGUCGCUCUUCUUUUUACAAAGUGGGAUAGUCUAAACCUUGAUAUAAAGGUUUCAGAUUUGGAUCAGGGGCAGCUUGUGCCAUAGUUAGGGCUGAUGAUAUGAUGACAUAGUAAUAGUUCUGUCAGUUAUAUUAUUUUUUAAAAUUUUUGGUACAAAUCCAUGUCUCACUGAACUCAGUGGCAAUGCUACUAUUUUCUUUUUUUAUGACACAUUGUAUUUUGGUGGUACUUUCCCAUGCAUUGAAAUUGAGACUGUAUUUCUAAAGUUAUGGCUUGUUGGUGAUUAUUGUUUCUCUCUUUUUAAAAGCAGCAGUGUACAAAAGUUCGCUAUCUGGAAUUUCAGUGCACCUUAAUUUUUUUUUCAUUUCCAUGGGACAAGUGUAGGCUAAGGGUACAGUUCAACCAAAAACAAGCACCUUUUACAUCAGUUGGAUUUAAUGAGAUCAUUUUUUUAUACAGUGAAGUAAGUGGAAAUUUGUUUAGCUGUAUGUAAAUCUUGCCCUUAAAUGCUUGAAUUCUCGAAUUUUUCUUUCAACUCCUGUAUUUUUCCAAAUUGCACUCAGAACCAAGUCAAUCAAAAAUAAUGGAUAAAAUGUGCAGUAUUUUUUAAAAAGAAAGAAUAUAAAUUAUGUGAUCACAAAGCAUUCUACAACACGUGUGUAAAGAUAUUUUUACAUUUUAAAAUGUAUUCUUUUUGCAUACUAGUCAUUUGUUGGGAUGUGGAGCAGAUAUGUGGAGACAGGCUUAGUUCUUGUUGGAGUAGGUUUUCAUAAACAAAUACACUCCUAUCAAUGUUUGUUUUGUUUAAGACUUCUGGGAAUCAUUCAACCAAAGCGAAGCAUUUCAUAAUCUAGUGGGUUUUACUGGAAGAUUAAAGUAUAGGUGUAUCUUCUCCUGUUCACACAAUGAGACUAAGGAGCACCUAUCUUUGGCUGGAUUCUGCUCUUUUAGUUAAACUAUGCUUGUUUUUUGUGUUGUCGAAAGCUUUCGUGACCGGAAUCACUGGUCUGCUGUGAAUUUUCCAGGCUGCACGGCAACGUUCCAGAAGCAUUAUCUCCUGAUGUUUUGCCCCCAUCUAUUACAAGCAUCCUCAGAGAUGGUGAGGUCUGUUGGAAACUAGGCAAGUGGGGUUUAUAUAUCUGUGGAAGGUCCAGGGAGGGAGAAGGAACUGUUGUCUGCAAGUGUGAAUGUUGCAAUUGGCCACCUUGAUUAACAUUGAAUGGCCUUGCAGCUUCAAAGCCUGGCUGCUUCCUGCCUGGGGGAAUCCUUUGUUGGGAGGUGUUAGCUGGCCCUGAUUGUUUCAUAUCUGGAAUUGCCUCCAACAGACAAGAGUUCUUUCUCCCACCUUGGACAUUCCAUAGAUAUAUUUUCAACAGACCUCACAACCUCUGAGGCUGCCUGUCAUAGAUGUGGGCGAAACGUCAGGAAAAAAUGCUUCUGAAACAUGGCCAUACAACCCAGAAAACUCACAGCAACCCUAUGCUUGUUUUUUUGUUUUUUUGCCAAUUUAUUAAUUUAACACUGGUUUCUAAGAUCUGCUCUUAAGCUGAGAUUGUAAUGUAUUCAUAUUUGCUGCUGCAUAUUUAUUUAUGACAUAUUUAUACCAAAGGAGGGCAGUGGUUUUUAUCGUUGUGAAUCCUGUAACUUGGAAAAUACCCUUCAUAUACAGCAACAUUCUUCUUGCAAAUCCAGUGUCAAAUCUGAAUGUGUCUCUAACAGAGCUGAGAACUGAGCUGUGACUAGAGAAUGAACCAUUUAAUCUUGCCACCUCUUCUUGUUCUUUAUGGGCCUCAUUCAGCAGAAAUCUUUUCCAUGCAGGCUCUAUUUAUUUUGUGGGGUUUCUUUAUUUUCUGAAGCUUUUUUGUUGCAAGAGCAAAGAUAACAUAGGCAGCUCAGCUAUGAGCAAGGUUUGCACAGAUGUUUUCAGACAGAUUGUGCCCAAAGUUCUUAGUGUUUCGAAAUGUAUUUUUGUUUGUUUGUUUGUUUUUGUAUAAACUUUGGGAUAUAUUUGGUAUAUGUCUUGACCAUGAAGCACUUUUUAAAAAAUAAAAUAAAAUAAACAACCUUUUCUUUUACAAAAGAGGUUACUUAAGUGUUUGGUAAAUAAAUCCAGUUUUUACACGGAA
This is a messenger RNA of Anolis carolinensis (green anole), 3614 nucleotides long. RefSeq names its product pleckstrin homology domain containing A3 (gene plekha3). Gene Ontology annotation, biological process: retrograde transport, endosome to Golgi; endosome organization; receptor recycling. Bases 335 to 1243 code for a protein of 302 amino acids. The record is from RefSeq and is a predicted model, not a curated record. Lineage: Eukaryota; Metazoa; Chordata; Lepidosauria; Squamata; Anolidae. The transcript is spliced from 8 exons. Gene Ontology annotation, cellular component: recycling endosome; trans-Golgi network; early endosome.